Molecule: messenger RNA, 838 nt
Organism: Sardina pilchardus (European sardine)
Lineage: Eukaryota; Metazoa; Chordata; Actinopteri; Clupeiformes; Clupeidae
Gene: cryba2b
Product: crystallin, beta A2b
Exons: 5
Coding region: 161-757 (198 amino acids)
Biological process (GO): visual perception; lens development in camera-type eye
Molecular function (GO): structural constituent of eye lens
Source: RefSeq, a predicted model, not a curated record
AGUCUUUCAGCCCCGGGGGCUGCUGAGUAUGCAGGGCUCGGGUGCAUUCCACGCCUGCCGAGGGGCCCGGUCCUAUAAAAACACUGGAGAAAGGCUGCAGCCCGACAUUGAUUAGACCGGAUCUGUCCCACAUCUGUACAGCCUGGUGACAACAGCAACCAUGAACACACAACAACAGAUGAUGGAGCAGAUGGGGCAGUGGAGGAUCACUAUCUGGGAGGAGGAGAACUUCCAGGGCAAGCGCUGCGAGUUCAUGCUGGACUGUCAGAACAUCAUGGAGAGGGGCUUCCACAAGAUCCGCUCCGUCAAGGUGGAGAACGGCGCCUGGGUUGGGUAUGAGUAUCCUGAAUUUCAGGGUCAGCAGUUCAUCCUAGAGAAGGGCGAUUAUCCCCGUUUUGAAGCCUGGAGUGGAAACAGCAGUUACAGAACCGAACACAUGCUCUCCUUCAGACCUAUUAAGUGUGCUAACCACAGUGACAGCAAAGUGACACUCUAUGAGUGUGAAGACUUCCAGGGACGCAAGUUUGAGAUGUGCGACGACUACCCCUCCCUUCAGGCCAUGGGCUGGUGCAGCAAGGAGGUGCCUUCCAUGAAAGUCAACUCUGGAGCCUGGGUGGCCUAUCAGUUCCCUGGUUACCGCGGAUAUCAGUACAUCUUGGAGAGGGACAGACACCAAGGAGAGUACAGAAACUACAACGAGUUCAGCACCCAAGCCCACACCAACCAAGUCCAGUCUAUUCGCAGAAUCCAGCAGUAAGUCCGACGGCUGCUAUGUACCUACCAUGCCAUACGAUGUAUUAAAAUAGGCAAUAAAGACUUUAUUCAAACUAUGGAAAAA